This is a messenger RNA of Cavenderia fasciculata, 1827 nucleotides long. RefSeq lists its product as uncharacterized. Bases 1 to 1827 code for a protein of 608 amino acids. The record is from RefSeq and is a predicted model, not a curated record. NCBI's taxonomy places the organism in Eukaryota, Evosea, Eumycetozoa, Acytosteliales, Cavenderiaceae. The transcript is spliced from 6 exons. Gene Ontology annotation, molecular function: protein binding.
AUGACAACAAUUAAAGAUAUACUUGGUGUAUCUUAUAUUAGAAGAUUAAUAUUUCAACAAGUUGAAGAGAUUACAAAACAAGUGGUGAAAGGUCAAAACAAGAAUGGUGCUCAUAGAACAUCUCUAAAAGGAAAGGAUAUUGUCAAGUUGCCUUAUCUUGGCAUGGUGCACAAGUAUGGUAUGCCAUGGCAGUUUAUCAAACAUUAUCUACCUGAAAAGGAUAAAGUAUUGUCUGAACGAAGAAUGUAUGUGAUCGCUGGGUUGUGCAGACACCCAAAUGCAACCCUGGAGACAUUGACCAAUCUAUUGGCAUGGUCGACCGAGUAUGACCUUGUAGCUCAGCUUUCUAGAGGGAUGGAUCCAAUCGGUGACAUUGUAAGAGCUCGUAAUCCAGACAUUUUAGAGUUUAUCCUUGACAAGUACCACGACAUUGCUGAAAGAUCUACCUAUUUGGAUAUUGCUGCCGACACUGGUGUACUCUCACUCGUUCAACUAUUGGACCAAAAGAUCAAAAACAUUAAAUGCUCCACCGAUGCAAUGGACCUCGCCGCAGCCGCUGGCCAUCUAUCCGUUGUACAGUAUCUUCAUGAUCGUCGUACUGAAGGUUGCUCAGUUGGUGCUAUGAAUUCUGCAGCUACCAAUGGUCAUCUUGAUGUUGUCAAAUUUCUCCAUUUUAAUAGAACAGAAGGAUGUUUAACUGAUGCUAUGGAGGGUGCUGCGUAUGAAGGUCAUUUUGAUAUUAUUAAAUUCUUACAUGAACAUAGAACUGAGGGAUGUACUACUAGAGGUAUGGAUGUAGCAGCAGAAAGAGGCCAUUUGGAUAUUUUAACCUUUUUACAUCAACAUCGUAGUGAGGGUGCAACUACUGAUGCUAUGGAUAAUGCUGGCCAUUUGUCAAUCAUCCAAUUCCUUCAUAGACACAGAACUGAAGGAUGCACAACAAACGCUAUCAAAAAUGCUGCUACGAAUGGUAAAAUGGAUGCCAUUGAAUUUCUUCUUCUAGAACGAACUGAGGGAUUUACAAUUGAAGCCAUCAAAGAAGCAGCAGAGAGUGGAAAUCUAGAAAUAGCCAAGUUUUUGUUUAAAAAUAGACCAGAAGGAUUUAUCAUUGAACCAGUUGUUUUAUGGGAUUGUAGAAAGAUAACAGUAGAGAUGAUGACAUUCCUUUAUGAAAAUGGAAUUGGAUUCUCUUUUGUAACCAGAGUCAUUCGUUAUGCAAUUGAAUUGGGAAGAUUGGAUAUUAUUCAAUUUCUACAUAAGCAUUAUCCAAACCUAAGUUUUUGGUCUAGUGCUAUGGACAUGGCUGCAUCAUAUGCUCAAUUGGAUAUAGUUAAAUUUUUACAUUUUAAUCGUACUGAACCAUGUAAUAGAUAUACUAUGGAUGCUGUUCCUACAGCUUAUUCACACAAUGACAGCCCCGAUGAAGGAAGGAUUUUAGAGGUUGUUCAAUUCCUACACCAAAAUCGCUCUGAAGGAUGUACAACUAGUGCUAUGCAUAAUGCCGCUGAGCAUGGUCAUUUUGAAGUAGUCAAAUUUUUACAUUAUAAUCGUACAGAAGGAUGUGGCAUUUAUGCUAUGAAUGCAGCUGCGCAGGGAGGUCAUUUAAAUAUUGUAGAAUUUCUUUACAAAAAUCGUUCUGAAGGAUGUAGCAACCAUGCUUUAAAUGUUGGUCCAUUUGCUGAAGAUCAACAUAUCCAAGUCGUAAAAUUUCUAUUGGACAAUCGUAUUAUUCCAAAAGAGAAUGUUGCUCCAUUUGUAAUAGACUAUCUCACAGAGAAUUCUUAUUAUGAAAUAUUAGAUCUAGUCAAUCAAUAUAUUCAAAAUUAA